Carya illinoinensis is the source of this 2425-nucleotide messenger RNA. RefSeq lists its product as uncharacterized. The record is from RefSeq and is a predicted model, not a curated record. NCBI's taxonomy places the organism in Eukaryota, Viridiplantae, Streptophyta, Magnoliopsida, Fagales, Juglandaceae. The transcript has 4 exons. Bases 451 to 882 code for a protein of 143 amino acids.
ACCUACUGUGGUUCCCAUUAAUUAAUCACUCAAUCCUUUUAGGACGAGUAAAAGUCACCAUUAUAUAAAUAGCCCCUAGAACCCGCGGGACUUUUCCCCUCUCUUCUCAUCAGUGUCUCUAUCAUUGUUCUAGAAUACUUCCAUUUUGGGCGAAACCGACAGCCAAUUGCGAAAAUUCCUACUUAUUAUCAUAGAUUGUGAAGCAUUGCUACCGUAAUCGAUAUGCUCUGAACCAGCGACCACUGAAUCGUCAUUGACUGUGACAACACAAGCAUGGUUUGAGAAUCAUUUUUCUGGUCGAUUCGCAGUAGUAUCGGGAGAUUCUAUCCCUAGCUGUCAGUGCUCAGUCAUCCCCUUCCCUUCACUAAUCUUACAAAAAUCAAUGGUUUUGGCUGCCUUUACUGUGAGCUAUCAAGGGGGGUAGUUGGAAGCUACGGUCAGAUUCUAUUGAUGGUAGACAGGUCCAAUGGACAUCACCCUCAGAAAAUGUCAAAGAGAAACCAGAAAAAUAGGCAGAAACAAAAGGUGAACUAUAUAGGAGGGAGAAAGUCAUUUGUUAGAAUUUUGGAGGAAAUGAAUGAACAAGACCCAAACUUGAUACGAUUUUACAAAGAAGUGCAUUGGUCAAGAAAGAAGGGUUGCUUUAUCACUGACACAGCAGAACACAACUACAAACUAAUGCUUGAGCGAUUGGAUGAGACUGAGGUGAAUACAGAAAACAACAAUGAGAAGUGCAAUGCAGCUUUCAAGGAGGUUUUAGGACAUAGAUCAGGCUAUGCAAAAGAACUUGGCCAUUCGGUUAUACCUGAACCUUCGAUAGCAUUGCACAAAAAUAGGGACUAUCUUCGUAUUGUUGAAGAGAAUGAAAGGAACAAGAAUUAAGCAAAUUUGUACAAGAGCGAGUUAGAGGUACUAAGAGAUGAGUUGCAUAGUUUCAAGAAUCAAUUUAAAGACUACGAGAAAUUGAUGAACAAUCGUGUAGUUGACCUGGUGUAGGAAAACUAACUUACCUUCCUUUGGUAUUGUAUUCAUCUUAAAUAGAAAUUACAGGUGUGAGUAACGGUUAUGUACAGCUAACAUCAUGGCUGUCUAUUGUGCUAUACAUGGAAAUAUAAUCACUGCCUAUCAUGCUAUACAUGGAAAAUAAGAUCGUAUACAAAACAGAGUAAGGAAUUAAAUAUGUGAGGAAGUCAUGGAGAGAGAAUCAUGGUUGACAGAUCGUAUCUCUUCACCUGGAAUACAAUCAAAGAGUCUCAUCAGGAGACUCGCAUGGAUGCCUAGGCAUCCUGGGUAUUUGGUUUUUUGGUUACCCAGCUUUUACUUUUUGGGAAGUCCUGAUUGAAGAAAGAAGUAAGGUGUGAUAAGUAGUAAUACAUUUUGAUAAUUUUUGUUGUGCACCUGUAUGGAUGUGGCAUCAGUUCUGAAGUUUGCGUCUCCUUUAACAGUCAGCCUUGUAUGGGUUGACAAUGGCAAUACUUGCUGCCAUGUUGGUGCAAAAAACUUUGAGCAAGGUAUGCAAUUCCACACUCUUCUGGAACUUAAUAUUGUUGAUUGAGUCCUAAUUCAUAGUUUUUUUCCUCCAUUUAACACUAUCAUAUGCUUAUUUAUGGUGAAUUUGGAUAUCCACUCAAGCUGUCCAUGAUUUAGAUUAAAUAAAUAGUUUGCAUGAUUGGAUAAAAAUACAUGCAAUUGGUGGCUGAGAGUACAGUCACUUGAAUGAUGGGAUAGGGUAGUUAGUAAGUGUCAAAGAAUGACAUGAUAUUGGUCAUUUAUCAGCCCUGCUAUUUAGGAAGGAACUCAUAGGUAAAAAUGUUGGAUUUCCAUGAAAAUAACUCAAAAUAUAUGUGCUCAAAAGGUAUGUAUUCUUGACAGUUGGAUAUCCACUCAAACUAUCCCUGCUUUAGAUUAACAAAAUACUUUGCAUGGUUGGAUAAAAAUACAUGCAAUUGGUGGCUGAGAGUAGAGUCAAUUGCAUGAUGGCAUAGGGUACAUAGUAAGCGUCCAAUAUUGUCAUAAUAUUGGUAAUUUAUCAUCUCUGCUAUAUUAGAAGCAACUCAACUCUAAAAAAAUGGAUUUUCAUGACUUCAACUCAAAAUAUAUGUGCAGGGAGUAUGAAGCCUAGCAAAUUUGAAGGAACUGUACUAAUGAAGACACAAUGAGGCCAACCUUGACAUGAUGUGGACAAUUGGAGGUGUGUUUUUUUUUUUUUUUUUUGAGUGAAGAACCCCACAGAUACCUUUGACCAAGGAAGAGAAUAGAAACCAUGCUAUAUAUAUUGAUCUGUAAUAGUUCUGUUUUGGGACGUAGAAAUGGGAAUCGUGUUUAUGUAUAUUGGCUGGUCAUGUCAGAUUGAACAGAAUGCCAAUUAUAGGAAGCAUGUAAUUAAUGAGACUAGAAUUGAUGAUUAAGUGAUAUGUGUUGAUAA